AUGGAAGGUGAAAGUUCUUUUUCGAUAGCGGCUCCACCUGUGUUUGAUGGAGAAGACUAUCAAGUUUGGGCAGUAAGAAUGGAAGCAUAUUUGGAUGCGUGUGAUUUGUGGGAAGCUGUAGAGGAGGAUUACGAGGUACCUCCCUUGCCAGGCAAUCCAACCAUGGCUCAGAUCAAAGUUCACAAGGAGAGAAAGCAGAAAAAAUCCAGAGCAAAAAACUGCUUGUUUGCUGCAGUUUCUUCUACCAUUUUCAGUAAGAUUAUGUCCCUUGGCUCAGCUAAAGCUAUUUGGGAUUUUCUCAAGGAUGAGUAUAAGGGAGAUGAACGAAUCAAAGGAAUGAAAGUUCUGAACCUGAUUCGAGAGUUUGAGAUGCAGCAUAUGAAGGAAUCAGAAACAGUAAAGGCGUAUGUUGACAGGCUGUCUGGCAUUGCAAAUAAGGUAAGGAUACUUGGUGCAGAACUUACCGAUAACAGAAUAGUUCAAAAAAUUCUUGUAUCCUUGCCUGAAAGAUAUGAGGCGACCAUUGCUUCAUUGGAAAAUACUAAAGAUCUUACUAAAAUCAGCUUGACAGAGUUAGUAAGUUCACUGCAGGCACAAGAACAGAGGAGAAUGAUGCGACAAGAAGGAUCUACUGAAGGAGCUUUGCAAGCCAAAUGGCAGCAAAAUUCUGGAGACAAAAACAAAAAGUGGAAAGGAAAGAAAGGAGCAGCAGGAGGUUCAGAAAAGGCAGCUGCCGGGGAAAACUCCAACACGAACAAAGGAGGAAAAUAUUCUCCUUGUCAACACUGUGGCAGGAAAAAUCAUCCUCAUUACAAGUGUUGGAGAAAGCCUGACAUGAGGUGUAGAAGAUGUAACAAACUUGGGCAUGCAGAGAUAAUUUGCAAAGAGAAGGAGUCUCAACAGCAAGGUGAUGCACAAGUUGUAACUCAACAAGAGUUAGCUAUUUUUUAG
Molecule: messenger RNA, 951 nt
Organism: Manihot esculenta (cassava)
Lineage: Eukaryota; Viridiplantae; Streptophyta; Magnoliopsida; Malpighiales; Euphorbiaceae
Exons: 1
Coding region: 1-951 (316 amino acids)
Molecular function (GO): zinc ion binding; nucleic acid binding
Source: RefSeq, a predicted model, not a curated record